ACUUCAGAGCUGUUCUUCUGGGAAGACCCUUGUAAGGCGGGCAUUAAGGUAUCAGAGACGGAUGGGACCAAAUAUUUCCAUGGGCCGGGCACCGGGACACCCGUGUUCCUGGCCCAUGGCAGGGCCAAGAGCAGGGACUUCAUCAAGGGGGAGACACAAUCUUCCUGCUCAUCAUGGAGGGUAAGAAGCCCUGAAAAGUUCCACUGGUCCCAGAUCUGUUAAUUGCUUUCUCGCCAACUACUAUGGUCAUUGCCACGUUUGACAAGAUUGCACAAACAGAUCUGGGACCAGGCUACUGAAAUGCUAAUAUUAUAAAAAACAUGCUAAAACUAUUCUCUACAUUUUCUGAAAGCAUGAACGAUUCUCUCUAUGUUUAGCAUACCAUAUUCCAUAUAUAUAUAUAUCCCAUUAACACUACCUUUUUGGUUAUCAUCACACUCAUUCAAAUACCAUGGUCCUCCUAUUUACCAACACGUCCACAUCAUAUGAAGGUUCAUUACCAAUUCACACCCACUCGCCAUUCCUAUAACCAAUCAUGCUAUCCAAUCCCAUCCGUGUCUGUACAUUCAUUUCUAUGUUAAUACUAUAUGUGCUCGUCCUCAUCUCAUCACGUAUAGUACCAGUCAAAAGUUUGGACACACCAACUCAUUCCAAGGUUUUAACACUUUUUAGGUAACUAUACGAUUCCAUAUGUGUUAUUUCAUAGUUUUGAUGUCUUCACUAUUAUUCUACAAUGUAGAAAAUAGUAAAAAUAAAGAAAAACCAUUGAAUGAGUAGGUGUCCAAACUUUUGACUGGUGCUGUAUAUGAUGUUGGUGAUGACUGGUGGUACUAUGGAAAGAAUUGUCAGUAUCUGGGCUCCACCCAGGACACAGUGACCACAGCGCUGAUAGCCUCUUUCUCUAUGCUGGGUGACAUGUUGGUGGUGACAGUGGACAGUUUGGCAUGUGUGAAGAGGAGUACAAGAACAGCGGUGGUGGAGGAGACAGGGGCAUCACAAUGUCCAAUGUCAGCGUUAGUGUGUUUUCUCCCUGCCAGCACCAAAACUACCCAUGGCCAGCAU
Messenger RNA from Coregonus sp. 'balchen', 1062 nucleotides. The record is from the annotation of a GenBank genome assembly. NCBI's taxonomy places the organism in Eukaryota, Metazoa, Chordata, Actinopteri, Salmoniformes, Salmonidae.